Drosophila takahashii is the source of this 696-nucleotide messenger RNA. RefSeq names its product N-alpha-acetyltransferase 40 (gene Naa40). The record is from RefSeq and is a predicted model, not a curated record. Gene Ontology annotation, cellular component: nucleus. NCBI's taxonomy places the organism in Eukaryota, Metazoa, Arthropoda, Insecta, Diptera, Drosophilidae. Gene Ontology annotation, molecular function: histone H2A acetyltransferase activity; protein N-terminal-serine acetyltransferase activity; histone H4 acetyltransferase activity.
UUUUUUGCGCGCCAUCUCUAAUUUGCGCGCUUUUUUUUGGGUAUUAUUUAUUUUCCUAAGAUUUUAACCGAAAAAUGCCGAAUCAAGACGUGUUAAGUCAGGGAGCGAAGCAGAAAUUUGUGGAGACCGCUGCCAGAGCCAAGAAUCCACUGGAAUCUCUCAACUACCAAAGCUACAAGGCGCCCGGCGGAGAGGAAUUCAAACUGAUAUGCCGAACGAAGACGGAUGCGGAUGCCAAACUGCUGAAAUGGGCAUUUAAACUGGCCGAAACGAACGUGGGCCCCUUCUACAAACAACUGAAGAUGGGCUGGCAGCCGAAGAUCAAACAGGCCGAGCUCAACAAGAACUGGGCUCGCUAUUUGGUGGCCCAGAAUGAGAAGAAGGAGCCGGUGGCCUAUGCCAUGUUUCGCUUCGAUAUGGAUCACGGGGAUUGUGUUCUCUAUUGCUACGAAAUGCAGGUGGCCGAGGAGCACCGCAGAAAAGGCCUGGGAAAGUUCAUCAUGAGCAUUUUGGAAGACUGCGCCCGCCUUUGGCACCUGGAGAAGAUCAUGCUGACGGUGCUGAACAACAAUGAAGCCUCUCUUAGCUUCUUCAAGCAACUGGGCUACCUCAAGGACGAGAUCUCCCCUGAUGUCCUGGAGCAAGCCGACUAUCAAAUAUUCAGCAAAUCAAUGCUGAGCUGAGACUUCAGAGAAU